GAUUGUGAGCAGUUUGUUUCCUGUGCAGCCAGAGAGUCAGGUGAGUUCAGACAGAGCAUCACACAGAUCCACAUCAGCAGUCAGUUACUGUCAGCAGAAAUCUGACGAUGAAGCUGCUAUCAGUCAUCGUCGUCCUCGUCCUCCUCGCUCCAGUGUUGACCAGCUGCAAAAAGCUCGUCCAACCGAAGGACUGCAGUGACAUCCAUCACCAAGUCAAGACCAGACGCAGUGGAGUGUACACCAUCUAUCCCCUUGGAAAGACGUCUGCUGUCCAGGUGUACUGUGACAUGGUCUCACAGGGAGGACGGUGGACUGUGUUCCAGAGGAGGAUGGACGGCACGCUGAACUUCUACAGACCCUGGCAUCAGUACAAGAUGGGCUUUGGUAGAGCUGCUGGAGAGUACUGGCUCGGUCUUGACAACAUCCACCAACUGACCCACCAGCGAAAGUCCGAGCUGCUGGUCGACAUGGAGGACUUUACUGGAAAGAAAGUGUUUGCUCGUUACUCCUCGUUCUCUGUCGAAUCUGAAUGUGACGGAUACGUACUGCAUGUCUCUGGAUUUAAAAAUGGAGGGGCGGGAGACUCCAUGACAUAUCACAACAAAAAGAAGUUCUCCACCUUCGACAAAGACCAGGACACCCAUUCAACUGACAACUGUGCCAGACUAUACCUGGGGGCGUUCUGGUAUGGUAAUUGUCACUAUGCAAACCCCAACGGGGUUUAUCUUUGGGGGGCUGAAAAAAAACACUAUGCUAUGGGAGUGCUUUGGUACCAUUAUAAGGGUUAUGACUACUCCCUGAAGAGCAUCAGCAUGAAGAUCCGUCCUGUGAAGUAGUUCUCCAGGUCAAACAUGCAGCAGAAAAUCAGCUGAUGAUUUUUCUCUCUUUUCUUCAUCAUCUUUACAUGAAACAGACACAGAGUCUGAUAACAUGUCGACAACUUCAUUAACUUCCAACUCAACUUAUAGCAAAGCAAAAGACAAAAAAAAAACAUAAAAACAACAUAAAUAUUUCCAAGUUCAAUCAAAGUUUGAUUGUGUGUGAAAUAAUAAAAUCUGAGCAGAAA
Messenger RNA from Larimichthys crocea (large yellow croaker), 1066 nucleotides. RefSeq names its product microfibril-associated glycoprotein 4. Lineage: Eukaryota; Metazoa; Chordata; Actinopteri; Sciaenidae. The transcript has 7 exons. The coding region runs from base 108 to 836 and encodes 242 amino acids. Gene Ontology annotation, cellular component: fibrinogen complex. Gene Ontology annotation, molecular function: protein-macromolecule adaptor activity; extracellular matrix structural constituent. The record is from RefSeq and is a predicted model, not a curated record. Gene Ontology annotation, biological process: platelet aggregation; positive regulation of heterotypic cell-cell adhesion; blood coagulation.